Chaetomium strumarium is the source of this 3000-nucleotide messenger RNA. Its product is annotated as kinase-like domain-containing protein. The record is from RefSeq and is a predicted model, not a curated record. Gene Ontology annotation, molecular function: 1-phosphatidylinositol 4-kinase activity. NCBI's taxonomy places the organism in Eukaryota, Fungi, Ascomycota, Sordariomycetes, Sordariales, Chaetomiaceae. Gene Ontology annotation, cellular component: membrane; cytoplasm. The transcript is spliced from 5 exons. The coding region runs from base 1 to 3000 and encodes 999 amino acids. Gene Ontology annotation, biological process: phosphatidylinositol-mediated signaling; phosphatidylinositol phosphate biosynthetic process.
AUGUCUUGGGACUUGCUGAAGCGGUUCCUCGAGAGCGAUGUCUUCAACCAGAAUCCCUUCCUCUCGGUGUCGUAUCUCUCUCGCUAUGCCGACCACAUCGGCAUCCACUAUGUGCUGUGUAGCAAGCUUCGCCAGUUCCCUUACGAGGACAUCGAGUUCUUCCUCCCGCAACUAUGCCACCUUAUAAUAAGCGUCGACAAUGAGUCGAUGGCCUUGGAAGAGUUUUUGCUGGAUCUGUGCGAAGAGUCGGUCACUGCGGCACUUCUGACAUUCUGGCUGUUUCAAACCUAUCUGCACGAUCUCUCGUCAAAUCCACAGACGGAUGCCUUCAAGACCUGUCGCAGGGUCUACAACAAGGUGCAGCACAUUGUGUUUGGGGUCUCUGAGAGCGCACGGAACGAGAAGAUCACCGAGAAUGUCCUGCCGGUGACGGUCCUGGGCAGCUUCGUUCUCGCGAGCAUAGCUUGUCCCAUGUUGCCGCACUGGGCUGGCCCUCUUGCCGUCGCGCAAGCCCGGAAACCGCGCCCCAUUGUCGAGACGAUAUCCGAGCCAGCCGUUGUUGCUAAUAAGACGGUGCCGGCCCGGGCGCACACAGUUACUGCUGGGACCACCCGGUCGAAGCGAGCAAAAGACGGGCGCAGCGUCAGUGCCCAGGACAUCAAGGCUCCGGGGCAGACGAGCCCGCGUAAGUCAUCUGGGAAAACGGUGGGAAGAUCAGCAGCCAAAGGAGCCAGACCCUCUUCAAGAUCUUCAGUGGUAGAGGCCACACCACGGGAGCAUGAGGACAGAGAGAGUGCGACCACCACCCUUGAGAGUCUGGCUCUCGAUGCGCGACUCAGCUCGGCUUCGCUACCUCUUCCGGACUCCAGGCCCCGUCUCGUCACGCGGCCAACCACACCGGUAUCAGCCGGCUUACAGCCCCCGAAAACCACGCCGAGGAGAAACUCGCACGGCGUAAAGACGCUAGUCAACCAAGCCGACAUGACCAAUGUGCAAAAGACGCGCCUGCUCAGGCAGAACUACUUCCGGUGUCAAACUGCCUUCCUGCAAGCGCUACAGGACAUCUCGAACCGCCUCGUGGUGGUGCCAAAACCGGCUCGGCUGAGCGCGUUGCGUGCGGAACUGGCUCUCAUCGCCCGGGACUUACCAGCCGAGGUGGACAUCCCGGUUAUCUGUCCCCCUGACCUGGUGGAUGGUUCCCCGGCCAAGAGCCGUCAUCACAGGAUCGUCCGGCUCAACCCGGCUGAGGCCACGGUUCUGAACAGUGCCGAGAAGGUGCCGUAUCUACUCAUGGUCGAGAUCCUCCGCGAUGAUUUCUGCUUUGAUCCUGACUCGCAGGACAACCAAAGGCUGCUCACGACUUUGCUGGCAGAACAAGGGACCCGCAAGCGGAUAUUCGACUUGACUGAUGGACCAAGCAUACAACCCGCUUCUCGAGCACCAGAGCCCGUCCUUGAUAGCGUCUUUGAGCCCGCGUCCGGCGACCUAGGAAACUCGCCAAUGCUCAAGCCGUCGGAUGAUGAUGUAUUCGUGCCGAAACUGCCACAAUCGAGCCAGUCUCUGCAACUGUCCGGCACCACCACACCCGCACCAGCUGCGUCAGACAAGGUCACGCCCCGGAGCUCUGGCGGCUCCUCCGAGUCGAUCAGCCCUCUUGCCAGGAGGAGGAUGACGCUCAACAACCCGCGCCACAACUCCGUUGACCAGCCAGACUUUUCAGCACUCGCGGUACACAUGCGGACGGCCUCGCAGAUGCUGGCGCAGCUGGAUGCGACCAGCGGCAAGCGGCCCCGCCAGGAGGUAGCAGCGAUCAGGGCCAGGAUCAUCGCGAGCAUGCAAUCUCUAGAGGAGCAGAGCUUCGACCUUGACGACGGACAGGGGCCAACAUUUGACACGAUCAUCGCCAGGGCACAGGCAACCGCGGCUUCCACAACGGCGAACGGAGCCAACGGAGCGGAAGGCAGCGGCGCCGAUGACGCAGCCACCGUCGAGCCCAAUCUUAACGCGAACGCGGGGAUUGACAGGAUGGAGAACGAUAUCAAGACGGGCGGCCUACAGCGGAAGGGUGACCGCGACGACCCGAGCGCAGCCGUCUUCGGCGAGGCCUGGGAGACGAAGAAGGAGCGGAUCCGCAAGUCCUCGCCGUACGGCUGGAUGAAGAACUGGGACCUCGUGAGCGUCAUCGUAAAGACGGGCUCCGACCUGCGGCAGGAAGCCUUCGCCUGCCAGCUCAUCCGUGUGUGCCACAAGAUCUGGGUCGACGCGGGCGUGCCCGUGUGGGUCAAGCUCAUGCGCAUCCUCGUGACGGGCGAGUCGUCGGGCCUGAUCGAGACCAUCGCCAACGGCGUGUCGCUGCACUCCAUCAAGCGGAGCCUGACGCUCGCGUCCAUCGAGUCCGGGCAGAACCCCCGCCGCAGGAUCGCCACCCUCAAGGACCACUUUCUCAAGGCCUUUGGCCGCCCCGAGGGCGAGGCCUACAGGGCGGGCGUCGACGCCUUCAAGCGGUCACUUGCUGCGUACAGCGUCAUCUCGUAUGUCCUGCAGCUCAAGGACCGGCACAAUGGGAACGUGCUCAUUGACAACGAAGGCCACAUCAUCCACAUUGACUUCGGGUUCAUGCUGUCCAACUCGCCCGGUUCUGUUGGGUUUGAGGCGGCGCCGUUCAAGCUUACCUACGAAUAUGUGGAUGUGCUGGGGGGCGUGGCGUCGCAGGAUUUUGAGGACUAUAAGAAGCUUUGCAAACAGGCUUUUCAGGCACUCCGUCGCUCAGCAGACAAUAUCAUCGACCUGGUGGCCAUGAUGGGCCGCGAGUCCAAAAUGCCGUGCUUCGGGGCCGGCGUCACGCAGGUCACGACCGCGCUGAGACAGCGGUUCCAGCUCCAGCUUAGCGCCGACGAGGCCGAGCAGUUCGUCGAGACAGACCUGAUUGGCAAGUCGUUGGGCAGUUAUUAUACACGGCUUUACGAUACCUUCCAGUACAGGACACAAGGGAUCUAUUAG